Molecule: messenger RNA, 1266 nt
Organism: Paraphaeosphaeria sporulosa
Lineage: Eukaryota; Fungi; Ascomycota; Dothideomycetes; Pleosporales; Didymosphaeriaceae
Exons: 2
Coding region: 1-1266 (421 amino acids)
Biological process (GO): protein lipoylation
Cellular component (GO): mitochondrion; cytoplasm
Molecular function (GO): lipoyltransferase activity
Source: RefSeq, a predicted model, not a curated record
AUGGCUCCAUCUCGAGGGCUGGCACGCCUACUGCCUCGGCCUGCAAUCUCGAACACGGGCACAUACUCGAGGACAAUGUCUUUUGCCCGCCGCGCCUACUCCUCGUUCGCCGAGCAGCUUGCGAAUCCCGCGAACCGCGUGCAGAGCUACAUUUCGCGCAGUAGAGACCCCUUCGUCAACCUUUCGAUUGAGGACUACAUCCUGCGCGCCUCGCCGCCCGACUCGACCGUGCUCUUCCUCUACACCAACCGGCCCUGCGUCGUCAUCGGCAGGAACCAGAAUCCGUGGUCGGAGGUCAAUCUGGGCAUAUUGCAAGCAGCAACAUCAAGGGGCACAACAGCCAAGGAGACGGAGCCGCCUGCCAUUGGCGAUGUACAUCUUGUGCGGCGGCGCUCUGGCGGCGGUGCUGUCUUCCACGACGAAGGCAAUCUCAAUUGGAGCAUUACGUGCCCGCGCACCGAGUUCACAAGAGACAAGCACGCCGAGAUGGUCGUCCGCGCACUCCGCAAGAUCGGCAUUGAGCGCGCGCGAGUCAAUGAGCGGCAUGACAUUGUGCUUGACCAGGGUCACGAGAGGCACCCAUCAGACCCUCAAGACACCCAUCGGACAUCGUACACGGUCGAUGAAGGAGGCCCGAGGCCGCUGAAAGUGUCUGGAUCGGCAUACAAGUUGACGCGGGGAAGAGCUUUGCACCAUGCGACUACGCUUCUUGCCUCUCCGAAUCUGCACGUCAUACCGCAGUACUUGCAUUCGCCAGCCCGGAAGUCCAUACAGGCAAAGGGAGUUGAGAGCGUCAGCUCGCCGGUCGCCAAUAUUGGCUUGGAUGUGGAAAUGUUCCAAAAGCGCCUCCAAGAGGAAUUCUCGGGCAUGUACGCUCAUCAGGGAACAACAACCACUGUUCAGACUGUUGGUGAGGAGCACCUGAAGAUCCCCGAGAUCAGGAAGGGCUACAAUGAGCUGAAGACCGAUGACUGGAUGUGGUCGCAAACACCGCAGUUCAACAUCGCCUUUGAAGGCCCAGCUCGCUCAGAGAUCGAUAUCAACGUACACCAUGGUAUAAUCAAGACUUUGGAAACGAAGGGAGGCAGUUUUCCUGAUGACAUGCUUCAUGAACUUCAGACGGCCUUGGUUGGCCAGAAGUUGCAGGACAUCGGGGAUUGGUCCCAAUGUUUGCAAAGUCGCAUCGAGCCGUGGCAUUCCGAUUAUGGUAUCAUUGCAGACCGCUUGGAAACACUCCUUCCGGUGCCACAGUUUGAGAGACCCUGA